AAAUGUUUUCAGGGAGGGGCUGUCGUUGUGAAUGUCUUUAUUUUUCACACAUUUGUCCGAGAAAAGGCGGAAAAUGUUCGAUCAGAUUGUGGGAAAGUAAGAGGCAAUUCUUCUGCUGAGACUUCAGGAUGGAAGGUCUUCCCCACAUUGUGCUGUUACUGCUUGUGAUUCAGGACUCGGUGAAUGGUGAGUUCCUUGUCAUUGGACCUGCUGAACCUGUUGAAGCCAUUUUGGGUGAAGAUGCUCUGUUGGAAUGCCAGCUUGUGCCAGCCAUCCCUGCCAGCAACAUGUUGGUUCAGUGGUUUAAAUCAGGUCUAGAUUCACCCGUUCAUGUGUACGGACGUGGGGACCAUGAUGCUGCUGUUCAGCCCAGGAAUUACAGAGGAAGGACAGAACUGUUGAAAAAUGAACUGACACAAGGAGCCAUUUCUCUUCGGAUAAAGAACACAACAGUUUUUGAUCGAGGGGAAUACAGAUGUUUAGUUAAUAGCGGAACCUAUUCUGCAGAAGCUGCGGCCAGACUGAAUGUCAUAGGUUUGGGUCAAAGGCCCUGGAUUCAGUUGAAGGGAUACCAUAAAAACGGAAUCCAGCUUGUGUGUAAAUCCAGUGGAUGGUUCCCUCAGCCAGAAAUCGAGUGGAUCAGUGAAGAUGGACCUGUUUUAUCACAAGCUGAACCAAGUUAUGAUGUGGACUCCAAUGGUCUUGUAAACGUCCAGAGUAUCAUUGUCAUUGCAAAACAGUCAACAAACAGGUUCAAGUGUCGUAUACUCCAUCAACAUUUGGGAAUUACACGAGAAGCACCAAUCAGGAUAUCAGACAAUAUCUUCCCUGGUGUCCCUGAUUGGCUGGCACCUUUACUCGCGACCCUCUGUUGUGUGAUUGCUGGCAUCGCUGCUGUGCUUUAUUGGAGUGUGAAACACCAUCGACAGAUUAAAGGACUAAAACUUCAGAAAUCGUUCGUAGAAUGCGAUGUGAAUGUUGGGGGCUUAGUGGGUGUGCUGAUGCUUCGCAAGCUUGUAGACAACACAAAGAUAGGCUGGUUGGGUAAUAUUGAGGAAGAUGGGCUUAGUUUACAGGAGGAUCCCCGCAAACCGACACUCUUCAGGUCAUCGUCUCAUUCUCUUUUGAAAGAUGUGAUUGCUUCUGCCUCCAACAGACUCUCAGACAUUGAAUUCCAGAUCCAGACUCUGUCUCAAAAAGAUCGAUAUUUGAUCGAUGAGUGUCUGAAGGAGUGGAAGAGAAUUUGUGCGUAUAAAGUCUCUGUGACCCUGGAUGUGGAAACAGCGAAUCCCUUGCUCGAGGUGUCUGAGGAUCUGAAGGGUUUGAGUUGGACCGCGACCCGGAGGGAUCUCCCUGUCACCGGGAAGAGGUUUACAAAGAGGGCCUGUGCCCUGGGAUCAGAGGGAUUCACAUCGGGGAGACAUUACUGGGAGGUGGAGGUGGUGGAGAAUCACCGCUGGAGACUGGGAGUAGCCUCAGAGUCUGUGGAGAGGAAGGGCUGGGUCAGUCUGAUCCCGGAGAGUGGAUUCUGGACCAUUGGGCGGGAAUGGGAUCAGUUUUAUAUAAACAACACUCAAUCCCCUCUCCCUGUCGGUCAGGUCCCCGGGAGGGUGGGAGUUUAUCUCAGUUAUGAGUCUGGGACAGUUUCAUUUUACAACGUGGACACCAUGUCCCAUCUCCACACCUUCACUGGGAAUAAAUUCACUGGGAAACUUUAUCCUUUCUUUGGGAGUCGGUAUUUAUACCAGUUUCUGAGAAUCUGCUCCUGAAGGGUGGGGGCUCCCUGACGUUACAGUGAACUGACCCUGGGGUCAGGGGUCAGAAACAUACUUUGAGAACAUAUUGGUAUAAAAUAUUCUUUAAAAUUUACAAUUUAUACUUUGUACAAUCAGACUGUAAAUAACUUCAAUAUAAAUAUAAAUGUCAGAUGGACCUGACCUCAGGGUGAGGGACUGGGUUAGGGGUGAGGGGUCAGGGUGUUACUCAAUGUGUCAUUCAAUUUCAAGAUUAUAUUGUUGAAAAUCACAACCAAAGUGUAAAUAAAUCAGACAGAAAUGUAAA
Stegostoma tigrinum is the source of this 2061-nucleotide messenger RNA. Its product is annotated as butyrophilin subfamily 1 member A1-like. The record is from RefSeq and is a predicted model, not a curated record. Lineage: Eukaryota; Metazoa; Chordata; Chondrichthyes; Orectolobiformes; Stegostomatidae. The transcript has 10 exons. The coding region runs from base 129 to 1769 and encodes 546 amino acids. Gene Ontology annotation, molecular function: protein binding.